CUCUCUCUCCCCCCCCCCCUUCCAUCUGCCUUCCUCCCUCAUGCAUCCAAAAGCUAGUGAGACAUCCAGAAAGAGACAAAGCUAGGAGAAAAAGCAAGAGAUAGAGAGAGCGAAAGAUGCCUCAGGCUCCUUCAACAAGGUGGUGCCCAACACCAGAGCAACUGAUGAUACUGGAAGAGAUGUAUAGGAGUGGAGUUCGGACUCCCAGUGCUUCUCAGAUACAGCAGAUAACAGCCCACCUCUCCUUCUACGGGAGGAUUGAGGGAAAGAAUGUGUUCUACUGGUUCCAGAACCACAAGGCCAGGGACCGGCAGAAGCUCCGAAGGAGACUCAGCAGGCACCAGCACCUUCUCUACUCCUGCUCCCACCCACACUCUCUCCACCGCUUAGAGGAAACCUUCCAUCCUCCACCACUUCCUCCUCCUCUUCCAUUCCGCCACCAGACCCUACCUAACUUCCUCCACCAGGUCCCCGUCACCUCUUCCCCUCUCUGCCAUUGUUUCUCGGGAGGAGGAUCCCGGGAGGCAAACGAAGGACUAAAUUUGCUCUGCAAACUGGAGACCGGCGGAGGAGUAGAAACCCCAGCGAGGGCAAGUAACAUGGGGUAUGGGUAUGAGCGGAUGGUGAAGAUGGAUGGGGGCUCGGCGAUUCCACAGUGCUGCCCUCGGCCUCUCAAGACUCUGGAUCUCUUCCCCACCAAGAGCACUGGGCUCAAGGAUGAGCGCAGUACCAGCAAGUCUUCCUCAUGCUCUACGUCCACCAACUUGUCUCCAUAGCUGAUGGCCUCUCUAACGGGCUAGGUGUCUAUCCACCUAAAUAUACAUGGGCCUAUCUAUUAUGUAUCUCUCUAGAUCUUUUCCUGUAGCUUCUUCUCUUCUGCUGGUGAUGCUAAGAGUGUUG
This is a messenger RNA of Phoenix dactylifera (date palm), 900 nucleotides long. The record is from RefSeq and is a predicted model, not a curated record. NCBI's taxonomy places the organism in Eukaryota, Viridiplantae, Streptophyta, Magnoliopsida, Arecales, Arecaceae.